UCACUUCUCUCUCCUUCCUUCCUUCCUUCCUCCUCCUCCUCCUCUCUUCUUCCCUCCUCCUCUCUCCCAUAUUCUCCUUCCCCCAUGGCCGAUAAUCAGAAGCAAGAACUCGACGACGAUGACGACUCUCCACCCACCCAUCUCCGUAUCAACGACUCCGAUUCCUCUCGAAUGGACCUUCUUCCUCUUACUCCCAAGCAGGAACAUCCUGACUCCAACCUCCCUCAUGAUCUUCUCACUUUCAACCCGGAUAUCCCUAAAACCCUCUCCUCUCUUCCUCCCAAGAGACCUUCCACCAAGGAUCGCCACACCAAGGUCGAGGGCAGAGGUCGGAGAAUCCGAAUUCCUGCCACCUGUGCCGCCCGUAUCUUCCAGUUGACUCGUGAGCUCGGCCACAAGUCCGACGGCGAAACUAUCCGCUGGCUUCUCGAGCGGGCCGAGCCCGCCAUCAUCGCUGCUACCGGUACUGGUACCAUUCCCGCCAUUGCCAUGUCUGUUAACGGCACUCUCAAAAUUCCCACCACCACAUCCUCCUCUAACCAAGAUUCCGCCGACCCUUCCGCCGUUAAGAAACGUCGUAAGCGCCCCGCUAACAGUGACUACGUUGACGUAAAUGACGCCCUCUCCGUCUCCAUCUCCGCUUCCAACGUCGCCGGUUCCUCCGCCGUCCAACAGGCUUUUCCACCGGGGUUCGUUCCAGUGUGGGCCAUCCCUUCGAACGCCAUAAUUCCCGGGGCUGUUUUCAUGGUUCCAUCCGUAGCAUGCUCUUCCACCCGUCCACAGUUGUUCUCAUUCUCGACUCCGGCGGCACCGCUUAUCAACACGACGGCGCGGCCAAUUUCCGCCUUCCCGUCGAAGGCAGAGACAUCUCACAUUCAAUCGAGCCCCACCAAUCAAAGCUCGAGCACAUCAAGCUCCUCCGCUUCCAAAUCUCAAUCCGUCAUGGCACCGAUAUCGAGCUCGAGCGGAAAAACGACGACGCAGAUGCUUAGAGAUUUCUCGUUGGAGAUAUACGACAAGGAAGAGCUUCAAUUCAUGUCAAGCUCGUCGUCAAAACAUUGAGGAGUAGGAAAGAAGGAAAAGAGAAUAGAUUGGAAAUGAAAUUGGAUUCUGUAUGAGCCUGUGUAGUGUAUCCGCCAUUGGGAAACCAGAAAAGAAAGAUUGGGUGGAAGAAAAAAGGGGGGGUGGAAAGAAGGAGAAAAGUAUGUGUGUGUGUGUGUGUUUCUCCUUGGAAGUGGAGCGGAAGGAAGGGGAAGCACGAGGUGAUCACGUGAUAGACGUGAGGAUCGAAAAGUAAAUGCACGUGUAAGGUGGGGGUGGGGGUGGUGUCUUUCUUUUUAAAAUUUUAAUUUUUGGUGAAGAAGGAGAGGGGACCAGAUGUGGUAGGGAGGUGGGUCAACACUACGGAAAGAGAGAAACUCUUUUGUUUUAAACAUUUGGAAAAGAAAGAUGGGAAGAGGAAGGAGAUGAAGGAGAUGAAGGAGAUGAAGGAGAUGAAGGGCGAAGAAGCAGCAGUGGGGUCCAGGUGAGUGGUGGAAAGGAGCUUUGUGGUGCUCCGUGGACCGCAAAAGACGGGCGUAGGGACCAGUAUUGAAGGUCGAAGUGUGUCAUGUGAUGGAGGUGGGGGAGGUGGGCCCGGGUCCACUUAGAUGUGGGCCAAAGGCGGCCCUUUGGGCCUGCAGGAGGAGCAGCAACAGCAGCAGCAGCAGCAGCAGCAUCAUGUGGUGGUCCCCUCCCCCCACAUCCCAGGUUCAUGUAUGGGUGGAGGAUAAGAGGACACGUGUUCAGAUAGUGGGCCAGCUUAGGGUUAUACACGUGGAUGAAUGAGAUUGGUUUGGUAUCAGAUGCUUUUGUGGAAAAUACAUAGGUGGGUUUGGUUGGUUGGUUCUUUUGGUGUGUGAGAGAGAGAGAGAGAGCGUGUGAUUUUGUAAAUUCAUUCUUUACCUCAAUUCUUCAUAAUCCAUUCAUCAUUACUUACUCUCCCUCACUCCCCACUAUAAACACACACAUAUACUAUAUACCCUUCUUUAUUUUA
Molecule: messenger RNA, 2035 nt
Organism: Cucumis sativus (cucumber)
Lineage: Eukaryota; Viridiplantae; Streptophyta; Magnoliopsida; Cucurbitales; Cucurbitaceae
Product: transcription factor TCP9
Exons: 1
Coding region: 85-1062 (325 amino acids)
Cellular component (GO): nucleus
Molecular function (GO): sequence-specific DNA binding; DNA-binding transcription factor activity
Source: RefSeq, a predicted model, not a curated record